Molecule: messenger RNA, 5733 nt
Organism: Scomber japonicus (chub mackerel)
Lineage: Eukaryota; Metazoa; Chordata; Actinopteri; Scombriformes; Scombridae
Product: UPF0606 protein KIAA1549
Exons: 24
Coding region: 1-5733 (1910 amino acids)
Source: RefSeq, a predicted model, not a curated record
AUGGCAGGUUUAGUCUCUGUUGUGGGUUUGGUGGUAAUGCUCAAGGCUCUUAUGCAUGCCCAUGGCCAGCGUGCAGCGUUCCUGGGGAUGACAGUGUUGGUAACCGUGAUCGCAGCUGACUCACCAGUUGCAGAUGAGUCUCUAUUGGGAUCCCCACACCACUCCAAGGGAUUUCUCCCAGAUGUUCCAAUUUCAACAGGGUCCUCACCAUCAGCCUUACCAGCCUCACAUACUACUGCCUUUGGGAGGCCAGACUCACCUGGUGCCCUGCCAUCCAUUCCUGAACCCGACCAUGAAGCCAGGACUGCUGACAACAUGCAUUUUCAGUGGGGACAUCGUCUUUCCACUGCAUCAUUAAGUCCCUCCGAACAUGUAUUGGGGUCGAGUCCACAAUUUGAGGCACCAGCUAAACUCUCAUCAGACUGGAAGGUUGCCAGGAUAAAUUUUGCCCAGCAAGCUUCCUCUCUCUCUCCAACUCCUACAAGAUCUCAGCUGCAGCCCCAGUCAAAUAUAUCUAUAACAUCCAACAUAAGCUCUUCAGCUUUUACAAAGUCAGUAACACCAGAGCUCAGUUUUACCUCUGAGCAACAAGUUCGUGAUGCACCUUUGUCAGCUUUCAGCAAGCAACAGAAUGGGGCAUCAGAGCAAACACUAGGAAUAAUAACUUCACCUCCUGGUCAGGCUCUUGAGACUCCUAAAUUGGCUUUCACUGACUCUCCAUCAGAUGAAUCAUAUAUUUCAGAUCAUGUUGUACUUGACCCUGAGCUUCCAGUAAAUGCUCCAGGUAAAAUUCAGGAUGUGAACCCGCUGAACCCUAGCAUUGCCCCCUUUCAGCAGUACAAAGCAGCACAUGAUCUAAACAUGCUACCCAACCAAGAUGAGCUUCUGGCCCCUAGCUACAAUGUGCCUUUUAUCGGCCCCCACCCUACAUUACCUGCAUCUGAACCCACUGAGGUCUCUCCAGAGGACUUCUACCCCACCAACACCAUGGAAUUCGACUGGGGGUCUGGGGACUAUCUGGAGACAAUGUCGUUCAUGAAUUCAGACGGCGACGACUACUCUCUGGUCACCAAGGUGCCCUCUGACCCAUAUGAUCUGGAGGACUAUACAGAAACCUAUGAUACAUCUUUCCCUUCUAGGGCGGGCAUAUCCCCUUCAUCCUUGAAUCCUCUUCACAUCUCACCAUCUUCCAGCCUCAUGACAGCAUACAGCACCAUUCUCCCAAUGAAAUCCAUUCAUCCUUCCUCUUUGUCCUCUACAGUUCACUAUACACUAGAACCUACUCCUACAAUCCACAGUGAUAUAGCCGAAGCAUCAGACAUAGAUUGGGCAGAUACUUUCAGCAUUCAACCAACAGACGUCCUCUUACCUGACAUGAACAGCUUGGAGUAUUACACCACUCAGUUGACCAAGGACAACACUGGAUCAGAGGGUGGAGCUGAACAAAGAGGGAAUGUUACUGUGGUGUCCAUCAGUACUACAGACAUCACACCCACCGGCAGCUUAACCAAUGACACCAAAUCGACUGAGGAUGAGUCCUCAAGUGAUCUGUCAGGGUUUGAACAAAAUGACGAAACACUGUUUACCACAGAAGAGAGUCCUCAGCCGGUCAAUUUCACAGAGCCUUUUCUACAUCCUUCCAUAGUCACGACCCCCUUCUUUGAUUCCUCAUCCUCCAUCUGGAUCAGUCAAGUGUCCACCGAAGAUUGGUCCGCAGCUACUCUUACAAUUGGCCUGAGCAGCACUACACCAACAGCAGCUAUACUACCUGGUGCUACAGUUUUACUACCAGAUGAUGUAACGUCUUCCUCUUUGACAGAUGUCCAUUGGUUUGUUACAGAGUCUUUCCCUCAAAAUACCAUACACACCACUCCUGUCUUAAGUGCGACAACAGCCUUCUCCCCUGUUCCCACUGAACAGCCUGCCAACACAACUGCUGGUACAACAGACACUUAUCCUCAAGGCACUACUAUUACAACCGAACCAACUCUUAAUAUCACUUUAGCUUCAACUCAACCCACAUCUAAUGUCACAUUGGUCUCCCCUAUAAUGGUGGGUGAUCAAGGGGUGACUGAAGAUGGAGUUGACAACCCAUUCACAAUGACCUCAAUUCCUGCUAGCAGUGAAGCUAACACAAUCUCCGCUGUACCCACAACUACAACUGCCACCACUACUACUCGUCAAGCAACAACCGGAGCUACUGUUACCACAAAAGCAUCCACAAGUGUCAACAUCAUCUCUACCACUAGUGGCAAGGCACCGACUACAGCAACAACAUCAAGGCAGUACCUGUGCAACGUUGACAAGCCUGCCUAUUUAGUUAAAGUUGGUUUUCCCUCUGGAGCCACUGUUGGAUAUGCCAAGUCCCAAGUUAAAGACAUCCUUAAAUUGGAGUUCAACAAAUCAGUUGAGCUGCAGGUUAUCAGCCCCCCACCAAAGUUUGUGUUUCGGGUAGUGUCUGGUCCAGUUGUGUACACAGCCAUAUCUAUCAUCAAUGCGCUGCGAAAGUCCGGCCGUCGCUUCCUGUCCAUUUCUCCCAACUGGACAACACCAGACAAUAAAUAUCAAGUCCACACAGUCCUGCAGUUUGUUCCUGGUCAUGUAGAUGUGCGGUACUGCAACUUUAGUGAGAGCAUUGAGAAAGGUUUGACCAUGGCCUUUGCUGAAGUUCGUCGGCGCUCAAAGGAGUCAACCAACUUCACAGUGCAUAUUCUUAACAUCAACAUGACCCCUAAGUAUCAGGAACAACGGCUGAUGAGGCAGCCGGUGGACAUCACUUUCACUGUGAAAGUUUCAAGGGGUCAUCUAGCAGGGUCAGAGGUCAGCAAUUCUCUGAUGAAGCUCACCAUGGUGGAAUUCAGCUACUACAUGGGCUUUCCUGUUCUACAGAUUGCUGAGCCUUUCCAUUAUCCAGAGUUGAAUACCAGCCAGUAUUUUCGCUCCUCCUGGGUUAAAACAGUUCUCCUGGGUGUACUGGACCAGAAAGUAGCUGAGAGGACAUUUCAAGCCAACAUAGAGCGCCGUGUGGCCAUGUUACUUGGGGAAGCCAUGGGAUCAGUCAGACGUGUUAAGAGAGCCACCACCAUAGGGAACAACAGCGUUCAGGUUGUAAGUAUGAACCGGCUGGGGGGAGUGGACCAACCCUUGGAGGUUGUGUAUUUUGUGGAGGGUCCCAGUGGUCAGAGGAUGCCUGCAGUCAGAACAGCCAACCUACUCAACAGCUUGGACGUUCAAAAGGCUGCCAUCGUCUUGGGAUAUCGUGUACAGGGCAUUUUAGCUCAACCUGUAGAGAAGGUGGCGUCCUCACCGUCCGACAGUGAGAACACCAACAUGUGGAUCGUCAUCGGGGUGGUGAUCCCCCUCCUGGUGGUCAUCGUCAUCAUUUCCAUCCUGUACUGGAAACUGUGUCGGACAGACAAGCUGGAGUUCCAGCCAGAUGCCAUGACCUCCAUCCAGCAGAGACAGAAGUCUGCUGCCUCGCUCAGAGAAUCAAGGAGUCCUCUUCCACAGCUACUCACUCCAAGUAAGAGGGGGGGAGAGUUUAGUGAAGAAGAAGAAGAAGAAGAAUAUGAGGAGGAAGAGGAGGAGGAGGAUGAAGAAGAAGAGGAGGAGGAGGAGAAGAAAGAGAUUAAAAAGGGGAAGAGACCAGAAGCUCUUCCCAAGAGCAAACAGAGUUUGAGCAGCGAAGAGGAAGAAGAGGAGGAGGAAGAGGAAGAAGAAGAGGAGGAGGAGGAGGAAGAAGACGAAGACGAAGAUGACGGAAAGGAGAAAGUUAAAAGGAAAGGAUUGAAACCAGAAGAACAAAGAGGAAAAGAACAUAAGGCAAUGCAAAAGAAAAUGGGGGAGAUGACGAAAGAAGAGCAAAGAAAAGUGUUGUCUAAAGGAAAGAGAGCCAAGCAGGAGUUGCAGGCUCCUAGUGUGAAAGGCUUCGACUUUGCCAAGCUGCACCUUGGCCAGCAGAGUAAGGAUGAUGUCAUGGUGAUCCAGGAAUCUGUCCCGUCUGGACCUGGGCCCCUGCCCGUGUCCAUUAAAGAAGGCCUCAGUCCAUCUGAGAAUGGAGAGAUCCCUACCCCAAUAUCCAAAACUUCCACCAAGGCGUCCCGCAGCGGACGAAGACGAGAAAGGAUCUCGCCAUCAGACGGUGAUUCGGUGGUAAGUGACCGUUCCAGUGAGCGAGAUUCGACUGAGGAGAACCUCAGAGCCCACGCCACGCCCAGCGACAGCAAGCACAGCCGUAAGAUCCCCAUCAAUGUUUUAAAUGGCAAGAAUAGAAUUGGUCCUCCACCUAUGAACGGCACACUCGAGCAACUGUCCUCAGCCUCCAUCUUUGAACAUGUCGAUCGGAUGUCUCGUGCCACCGACGCGAGCAGGAGACUCCCCAACAAAGUCCAGCUUAUUGCCAUGCAGCCCAUGCCUGUCCCACCACUGCACAGCCCCACAGUCAAUGGCAAACUGACCGACACCAACCAAAUCAACAAAGAGAUCCAAGUUGCACUAAGGCACAAAUCCGAGAUUGAGCACCAUCGCAACAAGAUACGUCUGCGUGCCAAGAGGAAGGGCCAUUACGACUUCCCCGCAAUGGAUGACAUGAGUGGCAUCGCAGACCCCAAAGACCAGGAUCGCAUCUAUCACAAAGCACAGAUACAGAUUGAUAAGAUCCUGGACCCAAAUGCACAGAUGCCCUCCAUCUUCAUGGAGUCAAAGAAAAGUGGUCGAGGAAGGCGCUCUCCCAAACAAAGGAUGAAGGACCAGCUGAAUGGAGGCAUGAUGGAUGCAGACAAAGACCACCUCAUCACUGAUGACACUGAUGCAGUUUACAGAAAGUGCCCUGGGGUCAACAAUGUGGCCUACGUGUCGGACCCUGACCAAGGCCCAGGAUCCCCUCACAGGAGCCCCUCCCCCACCGAUGACGUCUUCCUGGGUCCCGCUUCCUCUCCCCCAGGUCAUGCACCUCCCCCACCCCCCUACAUGCCCCCACAGCCCUCCAUUGAGGAGGCUCGGCAGCAGAUGCACUCCCUGCUGGACGACGCCUUCGCCCUCGUGUCGCCCACCUCUCAGGGCAGCACAGCAGGGAUCACUCUCCCAGGGGUCAACACCAACCCACCUAGCACCAGCCCUCCGGCCCGUGGGCCCAGACCUUGGGGUCCCUCCUAUCCAGGUCUUAGCCCCCCUUUCCCUAGUAGGUUCACUGAGCUGAGCAUGUCCCCACCUGGAGUCCAAAGCCUGAUACCAAGGCAGGGCAUUGGCUCGAGCUACCUGCCACCAGGAGAAACAGCAGGGCACGCUGAGCAGCUCCAGCCAGACAGCCUGUACUCCAGCAGGGGCCUGUACGCUGAUGAGCUACCCUCAUCUGCCAGACCGCGACCAGUAGGGGGCACUACAGGUGCCCAGUUCCAUCAUCUUACACAGGUGGGCUUGUCCAGCCGGAUGAAUGGUUACCCAGCGGGGGUCAGGGCUCCUCCAGGCCAGAAUGGAGGCAUUGUCUGGAACAACUACCAUGAUGACAAUUUCGCCAGGGCAGAAUCUGAAAAAGAUGCAAUGCCCAGAAGUGUUAUCAGGGAGCCCUCUGCUCCCCCUGCCCACCUAGACACUGGGGUGAGCUAUCUAGCAGCCCCACCACCCAUGGAUACGGCCCCCCCCACCCAUUCCUCUGCCUCCCUGAUCAAGGCCAUCAGGGAGGAGCUGUUGCGUCUCUCCCAGAAACAGGCAGCUGUGUCCAGCUAUCACAGCUGA